Messenger RNA from Cercospora beticola, 1068 nucleotides. RefSeq names its product sterol desaturase family protein. NCBI's taxonomy places the organism in Eukaryota, Fungi, Ascomycota, Dothideomycetes, Mycosphaerellales, Mycosphaerellaceae. Gene Ontology annotation, cellular component: endoplasmic reticulum membrane. Gene Ontology annotation, biological process: sphingolipid biosynthetic process. The record is from RefSeq and is a predicted model, not a curated record. Gene Ontology annotation, molecular function: iron ion binding; sphingolipid delta-4 desaturase activity.
AUGAUCGCAAACGAGACCCAUCCCGUAUAUCCCGUCGAAUCUCCGGCACCGACUUUGCUGAAUGGCAUCCCGGACCAGUACUUGAUUAUUCUACUUCCAAUCGUCAUCCACUGGGCAGCGUCUGCGGUCUUUGAAGUCUUCGAUCGAUUUGACUGGCUGAGCAAAUAUCGGAUACAUACAUCGGCGGAGGAGCUCACGAAGAACAAAGUCACUCGGUGGGACUGCUUUGUCUCAACAAUAAAAUGCCAGGCCAUGCAGACUUGUCUUGGAAUUGCUCUUACCUGGAAUACCGACCCCGAACUGAUGGAAGACGUCGAAGCGGGAAUCGCGAUGUGGACCAGACGCGCACGCGUUGUCUUGAUGGCCUUGAAGCAGGUCAUGGCAUCCAUUAGACCCCUCCUCGGAGUAAGUGAUUCUGCUCUAUCAUGGCCCCGAUCUGCGAUUGAUAUCGCCCGCGAUACGCCAAGCGCACUCGAUCUGUCAGCGGGCAAGGCCUUGUACUGGUAUCUGGUGCCACUAGUCAAGAUCAUUGUUGCACUGCUGGUAGCAGACGCGUGGAUGUACACCAUACAUCGCAUGGAGCACACAAAUAGGUGGAUGUACAAACACUUCCACUAUCAACACCACCGGCUAUAUGUUCCAUAUGCCUGGGGCGGAUCGUACAAUCACAUAUUCGAUAGCAUCGUCGUAGAUGGACUUGCCUAUAGCAUCGGUUGCUGGGUGACGGCAUUGCCCACCCGUUCAACGCUAUUGCUGUUUGGGUACUCUACGCUGAAGAAUGUAUCAGACCACUGCGGCUAUGUAUUUCCAUGGGACCCGAUACGAGCAAUCACUGGCACCGAUGCCAGUUUUCAUGAUGUCCAUCAUCAAAGUUGGGGUCUCAAGACAAAUUUCGGCGCUCAUUUGGCUGUCUGGGACUGGCUGAUGGGAACGCACUUUGACGAUGUUGCGGAGAUUGCACGCCAUCGGGCUAGAAGCCGUUUGAACGCGGAGAAGAUGCUGCUGAGGAGUACUGCUCAACGAGAGGCGGACAGGGGCAGGUCCAUCGAUGCAGCGAAGCUGGACUGA